AAGCCUAGCCAAUCCCGUGCAUCUUCUCUCUCCGCUCUCCAGGAUUGUGACUUUGAUGAUGGUUGAACGCGGAAGAGCAGAGGAGAAAAUGGAGACAGGAAAAGCUUUUCUUCAAUGCAAAGUUCUUUCUCUCUCUUUGCAAAUGGGCCCAUCAUCAAUCACAAUCCUAAGACCCAACUGUCACGUAUUCUACUCCUGCCACUACUCUCUCUUUCUCCUCUCCUUGCCAGCAUAAACUUUGAGCCUUCAACUUUCACUUUCACACUUGCCACAACUUCUAUUCAUCCUCCACUUUUCUCAAGUCUUUAAUGCCUGCCUAUACGAGAAUAAUUUCGCCUAAAAAAUAAUGGGUCGGUGCAAGAUAAGCACUUUAGUCUUCUAUUCCUCCUCUCCUUUUCUGCUUGUCAAAAGAUACCCACUUAUACCCACCCCAUCCUCAAAAUGACAUGAGUCCUGUUUUUACCUUGUCAUAUACUAGAAAACUCAUUGAAAUUCGUCUGGUUUUUUGUUUUUUUUUUUUUGCUGGAUUUAUUUAUUUUUAAAAUUUUUUGGGGAUUUUUUUUUCUCUGAGUUGGGGACAAUUCGGUCCCUGUUUCGGCAUCUCUACUGUUAUUGUCGCUUUUUUUUUGCCUUGUAAUUUUGUGAUUUUUCUUCCUUUUGGCUUGAAGCAUUUCUCUCAGAAUUUGGUGAAUAUUGAUUUGGGUGUUGAGGAAAAAGCUGGCAUACUGGUGCUGACUGCUAAUUGAUGAAAAUUAAGGUUGUAAUUAGGAGUUCCAGAUAUUAGCAUCGAAAGCAAGCUUUCAGUUGAUAAAGCCAGAAGCCGAAUAUAGUCAUUGCUUUGAAUAUUGGUCUUAUGGUGUAACCGAAGGCAAGCUUUUACACCAAGAUUCUGAUUAUUGAUUAAUUUUGCUGAUCCGUGAAAUUCAGAAGCUGAUUUCCUCUGCCGUGACCCACUCGUGAUUUUGAACUAUAACAGUUAUUUUCGUUAAAGGGAAGAUCAAAGUAUCUAAAGCUUGAGGCAGUGAGGAACUUCAGGCGCUGUUUAAGGCUUGUGGAGGAAAUAAGAAGCUUUUCAAUAACUUGCAAUCCACAAAAAGCUUAGGCUAUAUCUUGAGCUUGACGCGUCUGAGGAAGCUUCACUUGUUGAAAUUGGAAUUUUUUUCACUUUCCUUUGGUCUGGUAUACCUGGCCGCAUUGUUGUCCUUCUUGGCCUCAUCGAGACUGAGAUUUAAAGUGAACACACUAGUGAAAAUAUUUGUAUGAACAAAGCAUAUUAAAGAAUCAAACAUUCACCAUGGCAAAGAAAUCUCAGAGACGCCCCAUCCGACAUGAAAGGGACCAAUCGGGCUGUAUGUGGGGUUUAAUUAGUAUGUUUGACUUCCGCCACGGUCGAUCAACUAAGAGGCUGCUUUCAGAUAGGAAACGUGGGCCCAGGCAUAUUGUUGCUGCUGGGAAUGCUAAGAAUAAGCCUUUCUUGUUAACCAAUCUGGAUCAAAAUUCUCAGCGCAUCAUUGGUGGUGAAGAGAGUGUAGCAGCAGUUGCUGCUAGUAAGCCAAGUGUGAAGAAACUCAUGGAAGAAGAGAUGUUCUGUGAGAAAGACUUAAAGAAGGAGAUAAACAGUGUUGAAAUGGAAACAAAACAGUCUACUUCAGAAUCUGGAGGCAACAAAAGGAAAAACCGCAAAAGAACAAGUAGAAGUCGCUCAAGAAGCUGUGAGAUAUACAUAGAAGAUCUGGAUGCUGCUGAGAACUUGGAACCUGAAAAGCCUUGCCUUCAGAAUUCAGAAAAGCAAUCUAAUAAUAUUCUUGAUAUGGAUGAUUUGAUGGAAGAGUUCUGUCGCCAGAUUCAUCACACUAGUUGCUUAACGCAUGAUCAGCAUGAUGAAGUUCACAGCCAACCAAACUGGAAGAAUUCUGACUUUGAAGAAAAAUUGAGUGAGGCAAUCAAAAUUUUUAUAAGUCAGAGGCUCAUCAAUGGGAAACAUGUUACAGGUGAUGAGGAAAUAUUCCCUUCCAAAGAGCUCAAGGAUGCACUCAGGAUUCUAAGUUCUGAUGAGGAAUUAUCUCUGAAACUCUUACAAGGUCCAAAGUCGGUAAUGGUGAAAUAUGUUGAGAACUUGUGGAAUGCUCACAUAGGGAAAGAUAACGUCUCCAAGCCACUUUCAGGAUCAAACUUGUCAGGACAGGAGAUUCAUGGCUUAAAACAGUCUGAUGAGGUUAUCCAUGGUAAACAGCGCAAGUUUUUCAGGAGGAAGGCCAAAUCUCUAGAAAAGAACCAAUCAAAGGAAAUUAAACCUUCUCAAGCUUCAAAUAGGAUUGUCAUUUUAAAGCCUGGACCUAUAGGAGUGCAAAAACCAGAAACUGAAGGAAGAGUUGGUUCAUCUCCAGAAUCGCAAAUUACCAUAAGAAACAAGGGACCAAAUGAAAGAGUUGGUUCCUACUUUUUUUUCACUGAAAUUAAAAGAAGGUUAAAACAAGCCAUGGGGAAAGAGCAACAAGAGAUCGCUCCUGAUGGCAUUUCAAAGAGAUUACCUAACAAACUUCAAGCUAGGGGAGAUAGUGAUAAAAGAUAUAAAGAGAAUGUUGGAAGUUCUCCAAGUAAGGACCACUUCUUUAUUGAAAAAAUUGCCAGGCCUCCAACUGGUGUCAAAAAGGAAGAGAAGAAUGACAAGUUGAAAGAAUGUGAAACAGGUUUGAAGCAUGAAGCUGCUACUUAUCCCAAGGAAAGAUUAUCUAACAUUUAUGUCCAGGCCAAGAAGCAUCUCUCUGAGAUGCUUCCCACUGGGACUGGGGAUGUGGAUUUUUCAAGCAGACAGGUUCCAAGAACCCUAGGGAGGAUUCUUUCUCUUCCUGAGUACAAUUUCUCUCCCAUUGGCAGUCCUGGAAGGGAUUGGGGGCAAAGCCUUGUUACUGCACAGAUGAGAUUUUCUGCCAAUGAAAAUUUUCAGAAGCAAGAAAACAAUGUUGACCAUCUUGGUCGAAUGACACUAAACUCAGAGACUGAGUUGUGUAUUUCUUAUGACAGUACUGAUAAUAAAUCAAGAGCCUCUCCAAACCGAAAUUCAAGCACAGCAAAUGAACUCGCCCAGGAUAAUGAAGUGGAGAAAAUCUUGUGUUCUGUUGGAGAGGGGAUGACUUCAGAAGGUGAUGUGGAUAUUGUAAAAGUAGCUGAAAUUGUAGUACAAGAAGACGGCAAUAUCUUGGAUACUCUUUCUGAACCAAGUGACUCUUCCAGGACUAGAGAUGACCAAAAUGGUGACAUGUCUGAAGUUUGUGAUGAAAAAAGACAUUCUGUAUGCUUGGAACAUGAUUUACUUGAACAGAACCAAGCUUCAUCUUCUGCAAUAACAUCCCCAUCUACCUCUACAAUCACCAAGAAGGAUGACAAUCUAGAAGGUAUUGUAGAAGCAUUAGAGCGGCCAAGUCCUGUAUCUGUCCUUGAGCCACUUUUCAUAGAGGAGGAAAUCAGCCCAGCAAGAACCAGAUUCCAACCUGCUGAACUGCGAAUUCAACCCCAAAGAAUUCAGUUUGAAGAGCAUGUCCCUUCAGCUGCUGAUAUAGGCACUCAUUUGAAAGCUUAUAUAGCAGACAAGGAAUCAAUAUUUGAAUAUGUGAAAGCAGUGCUGCAAGCCUCUGGAGAGAAUUGGGAUGAGUUCUAUAUCAUGUCCAAUUCUUCUGACCCACUUCUUGACCCAUCAAUAUUUGAUGAGGUAUGGUCCUUUCCGAACCAGCUUUCUUAUGACAGGAAACUUAUCUUUGAUUGUAUUAAUGAAGUUCUCAUGGAGGUAUAUGGGCGCUAUUUUGGUUGCCCCCUUGGGUUAUCAUUUGCAAAACCUACCAUCCGACCUGCGCCAGACAUGGAAAAUGCUAUUCGUGAGGUAUGGGAAGGAGUGUAUUGGUAUCUCCUCCCAUUGCCACUACCUCGUACAUUAGAGCAGAUAGUCAAGAAAGACAUGGCUAAAACUGGGACAUGGAUGGACCUUCGAUAUGAUAGUGAAACUAUCAUCAUUGAGAUCGGUGAAGCCAUUUUUAAAGAUCUGGUGGAAGAAACUACGUUAAGCUGUGUAAAUGAAUGUUCAGAAAGUGGAAAUCCUUCAAUUGCAGCUGAAUCGAAGGAUCAGGGUAGCAUCGAUUUGUAAAUUACAUUUUACUUGUGUUUGUUCUUACCAAUAAUUGAGCUCCAUUGUUUCUGGGUGGGAGGAGGAGCAGUUUCAUCUCAGCAGGCUUCAUUUGUCCCUUCUGGGAUGUCCUGGACACGGCUAGACAGAGGCUUUCUUUCUAACUUUGCCAUUGAGAUCAUGUAUAUAUCAAACAGUUCUAACAUUGUCAAAGCACGAUAGCUAGGCAGAUAUCCUCAAAUGAAGUAUUCAUGCUUCGUGGGCAGGAAUCAGGAGCCCAAUCAGCAAGUACUUCUUGCUAUCAAGCAAAGACUACUUGAUUUCCAUGGCAAUUUUUUCAACCAUGACCGGAUAGGCACCUUACACUCAGUUGACAAUAGAACUAUUAUCAUUGUAGACUUGUAGAUUAUGGUGUGUUGAUUGUGUCAGUUAAGGCAGUGUAUGUUGUUAACCUUGUUAUUUCUUGGUUCUUUUUGCCCUGAUUUCAUUCUUUCUUCUGUCAAGUUUUUGUUCCUUUUACCUCUCUCCUUUAUUUAUGAAGUUGGGGUUGCUGUGAAUUUGUGACUAUUUGGAUGUAUUAUAGGGGGUAAUUUUGCACGAGUGUUGUAUGCAAUUAACAAGCUAUUGUUGCUAUGUUCUGAUUUAUGAAUAAUUAAUACAGGUAAUAUAUGGAAUACAUGUGGUGUGCUUGCUCA
Molecule: messenger RNA, 4812 nt
Organism: Hevea brasiliensis (rubber tree)
Lineage: Eukaryota; Viridiplantae; Streptophyta; Magnoliopsida; Malpighiales; Euphorbiaceae
Exons: 7
Coding region: 1295-4138 (947 amino acids)
Source: RefSeq, a predicted model, not a curated record